Daldinia loculata is the source of this 4203-nucleotide messenger RNA. RefSeq lists its product as uncharacterized. The transcript is spliced from 2 exons. The coding region runs from base 482 to 4033 and encodes 1183 amino acids. The record is from RefSeq and is a predicted model, not a curated record. Gene Ontology annotation, molecular function: protein binding. NCBI's taxonomy places the organism in Eukaryota, Fungi, Ascomycota, Sordariomycetes, Xylariales, Hypoxylaceae.
UCAGUCACAGACCACGAACAUGAAAGAGUAUCAUAAUUGAGGAUACAAGAGCCAACCAGAGCCUUGCCGUAUAUCCUCAGCCUAAGCACUAGAGCCUGCUGCUGAUAUGCAGGAUGGGGUGUAGAUGAUUGGAUGGAGGUAAUAAUGCAUGUGAAGACUAAGAAUGUCGGUGUCAAAACCUGGCCAUCAAAGCCUGGAUAAUGAAACCUGAAGCCUUGUCGUAACACGCAUCCUGUAGCCUUAACUGACAAACCCGGAUCAGGCUGAGCCGUAUAGGAUGUCCUACUAUAUUCGUAAGGCCAAAGGCCCCAAUAUGGAUAUCCAACAGCAUGAUACGGUAGGUAUAUGCAUCCGUAUCUACUCGGUUAUAUAAAGAUUGGUAUCUCUUCGUUUCCCCCCUUAUCCUUAACGGAAAGUCAGUUCAAUUCUUCCAGAUGAGAUACCAACAUCUAUCAUAUACGCAUACUUUUCGUCUGUCAACAUGGCUACCAAGACACGCAAGAUUCCCCAAAACCAUUGGGAUCGUCAUAAAGAGACAAUCCUAAACCUUUUUCUGACUUCCGAUCUCUCCGUUGACGAAUUGGCCCAAACCAUGGAUAGGGAUCAUGGGUUCUUUGCCACUGUUUCACAAUAUGAGGCUCAAUUCAGAGCCUGGAAUGCUCGCAAGAACCUGAAAGUCCACGAAUGGGAGGGGAUCUUCGAAAUAAUCGACCGCCUUUCAUCUCAGGAUAUACAAUCUAGAGUUGUCAUUUCAGGCCACCCCGUGGCAAUGAAUAGAAUUCACCGGGCAAGACGCCACUGCAAUAGAGAAACUCGCCUUAGAAAGCGUCGCAGAGUGGAAACGGACCUGUCUAACGUAUCAGAUGUCCACAAGACCAGUGAUGCCUUUAUCGAAGUUCAAAAUUCAAGCGGUGAAUGGCGUCAAUAUACAAGUUCAACACACAAUACCAGUUCUGAUAGAGUAGUUGAGCCAGUCGCCCAAGAGCUGAUCGUCGACCAUGAGGUCAAUCAAGCUAGGCCCGUAUAUGAUAACGACCUAGACCACCAGCAUCCCCAGAACUUACCAGGUGGUUCUCCAUGGUCAUUCUCGUUCCAUACUCCUGAGUUUAUAUCUAACGAGGGCGAGAAUCCUGCAUAUCCCACGGAUCCUUCAAUCAGCGGUCCCGAACCUCAGGUCGCGCAGGCCUUAAUUCAGUAUGAAUUCAAUGAAGACAUCAUAUCUCCAGGUGUUGAGAUGGUAACCUCUCCCUGGCGGCUAGAUUCCCUAGGACAGUUUUCUCUCGGGACACUAUGCAUAAACGACUUGCCGUUUGAGCGGUUCGAACGGGGCUCGGCAUUAGAACGCCUUAUUCCAGCUUUGCACCCAUCUCCAUGGCAAGACUCUGCGCUAUUAUCCGGAAUCCAGACUUUAGUGACGAAAUUUGUUGUUGAAGUUGCCACUGCUAUGUCAGAAACCAACGAGAAGCCCCCUACGCAAAACGUUAACAAAGUAUGGUUUACCUUAGAAAGGUUAAAAUCUAUUCUACCCAGAACUCGACAGGGAUCAGGACAUAGCAGCUUGGCUCGGCCGUCGCAUGAGAUGUUCGAUGUUGAACUACAUCGGAUUCUUUUAUUCUCAAUUUCUAAUGGAUUUGCUGGUCUAGAUGAAAUACCCCUCAAACUAGUAUUCAGGUUUCUAGAUCAACAUAGCAACGUCAGUUCCUUAUUAUCGCGCUGGUUCCAAGGUAUCCCAAAUCAUUUUGCAAAAGGCCUCGCAGAAAAGCUGUUUCAAGUGGCAAUAGAAGCGGGAAACCACCAAGCAACUAGAUUCUUCCUCCAAAAGGGUUUGGCAGAUGUCGAUAAUACAUUCUGCUUCGUUGAUGGCCAGAAGUAUACACCUCUAGAGCGUGCCUCUAAGCUCGGAGAGCUGAAAGUGAUUCACGAAUUACUCCGGUUUAAGCCAGAUGUUAACCAGACAUUCUUCAACAUAUAUGACAAAGAUGACUUCGACUGCGGGCGAGCUCUAGGAUGUUUGAUAUAUGAACCGAAAUACAUGAUACUGGGCCCAGGUGGAUGCUUUAUCGAGCACAGGAACGACCGUGUAUUUCUUCCUGAGUAUAUGGAAACCGUGGACGCUUUAAUAGACGCUGGAAUAAAGGUAUCUCCUUUUUUGGUCCACAUCUCCCUUGAGAGGUACGUCAAAAUGGAUCUUGCUAAGAAGCUUAUAUCUAAACUCAUACCAUCUGAUUAUUCAGAGGUUAUUUCCAGAGGCAUCCUGUCUAUUAUCAUCCGGAAGAUUCCAGCUGGGGAUGCCUUAGAAACUGUUUCAAAUAUUAUAUCCAGUUACGAAGAAACUAGGUAUAAGAAGUGUCUAAGUCACCAAGAUGAGGUGAAUUGGGCAAUCAUGACUGCCGCCAAGCAAGGCAACUUCCAACUUGUUCAACAGUUUUUCCAACAUGCCAAGUCUUCAACCCAGAUCCUAAGUGCAGCAAUUAGAGGAGGUAACCAAGAACUUAUCGAGUUCAUCCUGGCUCAAAAGCCCGCUAUCCGCCAGACACCUGCUGAACUAAUUAAAAAACCGGACGAUUUGAACGACCCUUGCUUUUCGGAUUAUACAACACCACUGGCCGAAGCAAUAGACGGAGGGGAUGAGCUACUUGUAAAACGUCUUGAAAAUGAAGGUGCUCUUGAACACCUUGACAAUGUGAUCGCCAGCUAUACUGAUAUACCUUCGCGGCUCGAUACCGCGAUUUGCGCUGCAUCCAAAGUAGGAAAUAUCGCGUAUAUCAGAAAAUUACUACGCAUCACUACUAAUAUCAACGAAGAAGCUGCCAUCAAUGCGCUAUCAGAGGCAGCGAAAAAUAGACGAGAAGAUAUAAUUCGACUCUUACUCGACUCGGGAGUUUAUAUCAAGAAUGACGGCUCAUUCGCAUACUUUAAGUUCAUGGCCGAAUUAUAUAAGUGGAAUAUGCCGCUCCUAUUCGAUGUAAUAUUAACUUUCCCAAGCUUUCGAUCAACUUACAGCCAUGCAAAACUUGAUCAAGGAUCAGAAUUCCUGGAGAUAUUGGAUUUCCUUUUCCAGCACAACCUAAUACCUAGCUUUGAUUUAAUGGAUGGCCUUUGCCUAGCAGUCUCGCAGUCUCGCAACUCAAUACUUCGCCAUAUUCCCAGGUUAGGAUUAAAUAUAACCAAUCCUAGCGCAUUAUUGGAUGCCGCAAAAGGACAGCCAAUUAUGCUACGAACACUUUUGGCAUAUGUCCCAUCCACCCAAGAAGGUAUCCUUGGGUUUGGAACAAGUUGUGUUGUGGAUGCAAUUCGGCGCAGUGAUCUAGAAUCAUUAGAUAUUCUUCUUGCCUGCAAAGCUAUCGAUUUCAAACAAGCACUUUUCCACGACCAUACUCCCCUAGCAGUGGCUAUCGAAGCCGAUGCAGCAAGCUGUUGCUCCCAAUUUACAUUUACGGCAAGACUCCUCGACGCAGGUUGUGACCCCAACGAACUCGUAGCUAGUUAUUUCAUCCGGUCUGAGAGGUCAUUCAACAUCACACCACUUAUUAGAGCAAUUAAGGCAGGGAAUAAGAAUUUAGUACAAUUUCUUUUAGAUCGCGGCGCUGAUGUUAACAAAGCAGCUACCCAUGGGGUGAAACAGACCCCAUUGCAGGCUGCAGCAAAAUGUGCAGAUCUUGACAUGACUGAGUUAUUGCUUCGGAAUGGCGCAGAUGUCAACGGGAAGCCCUCAACAUGUGGUGGUGGUACGGCUCUACAGUUCGCAGCCAUAAGCGGAAACUGCAAUAUUGCUGCACUUCUUAUUGAUCGGGGUGCCAAUAUGUGUGAUGCUCCGUCCACCUUCGACGGACGAUGGCCUCUGGAGGGCGCCGCCGAGCACGGCCGGAUAGAUAUGAUCCAGUUCCUCUGGAACGUCAGUCUUGGUGGCUUUCCUAUCGAGCAAUGUCGCAAGGCAAUAGACCUCGCAGAGAAGAACGGGCAUAGAGCGUGUAGGGACUUGGUUCGGGAAUUGGCAGCUUCGAGUGGAAUCAUGCUGACACUUGAGAAUUAAGGGUAAGGUUAGGUUGUUAUUUUUUUUUCUUACUUACAACUUUUGAAACUAUGAGAUAAGGAGAGUUUAGAGUCAUAUAGGUUCUUAUAUUUAGUUUUCAGACUAGAAAAUACUACUGUUAAAGGAGAGGCUUAACCUAAGAAGAAAGUAAUGGCGAGUGAUAUGAUGCC